CCGCGCCCAGCAGCCCGAGCCCAUCCCGUGCGCCCUGAGCCCCAGGCUCCCCGGGCGGCCCCAGGCGCCCCACCACCCGCCAGUUCGACGCGCACGGCCGCUUCUGCCGGACCCCUUCCUUCCACCAGAGCCUUCUGUGGAGGACAGCGCGCUCGGCGGCCGUGCCACCUCCUCCUUCCGCUGGCCCACAGUCAGGGCUGCUCACGCCGGGAAGGAGAUGACCAGGGUCCCCGGGGCGCACCCGCCUGCCUUGCUCGGCCGCACCCAGCGGGAGACGGCGUUCUGAGCAGCCACCCUCGGGCUCAGGCCGAGACUCCCUCUCGCCUCAGUCUUUGCCUGGACCCGACCCUGCCGACCCCUGCCGUUCUCCCAGGGGGCAGAGACCCCUCUUGCCGCGCCCUCAUGGCCAGGCUCCUGCUGCUGGUUCUGUGCCUGGCUCUGGGUGUGGCUCCCGGCUGCGUGUCUGGCCUUGACCCCAAAGGGACCAGCGAGACCCCGGGCACGCAGACCGGCGCUCCUACGGACGAGACGCUGCAGAACGAGGCGGACAACCAGGAGAAUGUGUUAUCUCAGUUGCUGGGAGACUAUGACAAGGUCAAGGCCGUGUCAGAGGGCUCCGACUGCCAGUGCAAGUGUGUGGUGAGGCCCCUGGGCCGAGACGCCUGCCGGAGGGUCAACGAGGGGGCCGCCAGGAAGGAGGAUUUCUACACGGUGGAGACGGUCACGUCCGGGCCGUCCUGCAAAUGCGCCUGCAUCGCUCCGCCAUCCGCCCUCAACCCCUGCGAGGGGGACUUCAGGCUCCAGAAGCUUCGGGAAGCCGACAGCAGGGACCUGAAGCUCUCCACCGUCAUUGACAUGCUGGAAGGGGCGCUGUACGGCCUGGACCUCCUGAAGCUGCAUUCCGUCACCACCAGGCUGGUGGGGCGGGUGGGAAAGCUGGAGGAGGAAGUUUCUAAAAACCUCACCAAGGAAAACGAGCAAAUCAAAGAGGACAUGGAAGAAAUUCGAACUGAGAUGAACAAGCGAGGCAGAGAGAACUGCUCCCGCAGCGCGGACAGCGCCCCGGACAUGCGCGCCGCCCUGCAGAGGGACGCGGCGGCCGCUUACGCCCACCGACAGUAUGAGGAGCGGCUUCUACAGGAGGAGACCGAGUCCCAGCACAUCAGCUCCAUUGGGCCCCUGGCGCCCCCCGCCGUGCUGAAACCGCUGCGGCCGCUGCACAGGCAGGUCCACCUGAGGGGCCGGCCGGCCUCCAAAGCCACCGUCAUUCGUGGUGUCACCUACUACAAAGCCAAGGAUCCUGAGGAGGACGACAUGGAAGAGCAGCAAGACGAGUUUUUCAGCGGCGACAGCGGAGUGGAUUUGCUGAUUGAAGAUCAACUCCUGAGACACAACGACCUGCUGACCAGUGCCACCCGCCACGGCGCUGCUGUGGCCGCAGAUGUGGGCACCGAGACCACAGCCCUGCCCUCGGCAUGGCCGGAGGCCUCUCCCUCGGCCCCCCACACCCCUACCCCGACUGUCUCCACCUCAGUUGAACAAUCGUCAACACCACUGCCAACCCUGUUUCCAGAGCCCCCGGGGCACCUUACAGCUGCCCCUCAGGCACCAGCCACCACCGUGGCUACCAGGGCAGCCCAGCCACCUCCCGCCCCAGCUUCUCUGCCAGUGGCUCCUGAGGACACAUUUCUGGAGAGCGCACACUUGGCCCCAGUGCCCUCCACCACAGUCAGCACAGGCUCGCUGGGGAAGGACACCACUGCCGGGCGGGGCACGGCCCCCGCCAGCCCCACGCUGAGCCCCGAGGAGGAAGAUGGCAUCCGGAACGUCAUAGGAAGAUGCAAAGACACACUGUCCACCAUCACCGGGCCCACCACCCAGAACACCUACGGGCGCAACGAAGGCGCCUGGAUGAAGGACGCCCUGGCCAAGGACGAGCGCAUCUACGUCACCAAUUAUUACUAUGGCAACACCCUGGUGGAGUUCCGGAACCUGGAGAACUUCAAACAGGGCCGCUGGAGCAACUCCUACAAGCUGCCCUACAGCUGGGUGGGCACGGGCCACGUGGUGUACGGCGGGGCUUUCUACUACAACCGCGCCUUCACCCGCGACAUCAUUAAGUACGACCUGCGCCAGCGCUACGUGGCCGCCUGGGCCAUGCUGCACGACGUGGCCUACGAGGAGGCCACGCCCUGGAGCUGGCAGGGCCACUCGGACGUGGACUUCGCUGUGGACGAGAACGGCCUGUGGCUCAUCUACCCGGCCCUGGACGACGAGGGCUUCAGCCAGGAGGUCAUCGUCCUGAGCAAGCUCAACGCCGCGGACCUGAGCACGCACAAGGAGACCACGUGGCGCACCGGGCUGCGCAGGCACCUGUACGGCAACGGCUUCGUCAUCUGCGGCGUGCUGUACGCCGUGGACAGCCGCAGCCAGCGCAACGCCAGCAUCUCCUACGCCUUCGACACGCACACGCACACGCAGAUCGUGCCGCGGCUGCUGUUCGAGAACGAGUACGCCUACACCACGCAGGUGGACUACAACCCCAAGGACCGGCUGCUCUACGCCUGGGACAACGGCCACCAGGUCACCUACCACGUCAUCUUCGCCUACUGACCCCCGGCCAGCGCGCGCGGACGUGCGUGUGCGUGUGUGCGUGUGCAGAUGGAUGUGUGCUGUGUAGAAAAUAUAUAUUAUUUUGUAUAAUGUAAAAUGACAACUUGGGUCUAUUUUUUUUAUGUGGGUUGUAGAUCAAUCCGUACGUGUAUGUGCUGGUUCAUCCUCCACGGUCUAUAUUUUUGUGCAAAUGAACUUCUCCUUUUGACCAGUGACCACCUUCCUUCGAGCCCUGUGCCCUCAGCCCCCAGGUCUGGACGCCGCACAGGUUUCCAUCCGGCAGAGGCACCGGGAGCAGGGGUGAAAGAGGCAAGAAGGAAGAGCUAAGGGGCAGGAAAAAAUUAUGUACUGGAGAAGUUUUAAAAACCCAGAAAAAUGCUUUUUUAAUAAAGAAGAAAUUUAAAAUCA
Rhinolophus ferrumequinum (greater horseshoe bat) is the source of this 3021-nucleotide messenger RNA. RefSeq names its product olfactomedin like 2B (gene OLFML2B). Lineage: Eukaryota; Metazoa; Chordata; Mammalia; Chiroptera; Rhinolophidae. The coding region runs from base 403 to 2613 and encodes 736 amino acids. The record is from RefSeq and is a predicted model, not a curated record. Gene Ontology annotation, biological process: signal transduction. The transcript has 8 exons.